Messenger RNA from Trypanosoma grayi, 1203 nucleotides. RefSeq lists its product as hypothetical. Lineage: Eukaryota; Euglenozoa; Kinetoplastea; Trypanosomatida; Trypanosomatidae. Bases 1 to 1203 code for a protein of 400 amino acids. The record is from RefSeq and is a predicted model, not a curated record. The transcript has a single exon.
AUGCCGAAAGCUGCUGCUGCUGCUGAUGCAGCUGCCUCCUCAUCAUCGACGGUGAAGCGGCGCUAUGCGGCCAAAGUGGAGAAAGGCGAAAACGCGUGGCGCCGCGAGUGGUCAGGCUUUAUGUCCGGUGUGAGUCUCAAGGAGCUGCGGAAGGGCGGCGGCGUCGUUCUCCCAAAGGCCGCAGACUUGGAGGCGGCGGUGGAGACGGCCGAGGGCGAUGGCGGGGGCUGCAACUAUGCGUACCUGUUUGCGUCCCCUACGGAGAAGAAAGCGGAGCGUCUCGCCAAGCAGAGAGCGGAGGAUGAGAAGCGGAAGCAGCGCGCCCUUCAAACACAGCAGGCGAAGGACCCACUGGCGCACUUGAGCAAACAUGAGCGGGCGCUGUGGGAGGCGCAGCAUCGCGGUCUGAAGGUAGACGGCAUGACGCGGAAGGAGGUGAGACAGUUCCUACACCUCACCGUCUCGAAGGAGCAGGAGGAGGCGGAGCGGCACCAGGAAGAAUUCCGCCCGCACGAGCUCAUGGACGCGAAGCUGCAGUGGUACCAGCAGGGCCCUCACCCGAUCGACAUCAUCGCUGAGAAGCUCGUCACACGUAAGGCGGCAAAGAAAGGAAAGCAGCUGGGGCUGCGGUAUAACUACCUGAUGCCACACCCUUCGUGGCUCGCAAGACGGGAGCAGCGGCGUCGUGAGCGUGUUUUGGUUGGCCUGGGCCGCCGUUACGUAUUCGAUGAUGAUGGACGCAUGCGGGACGUUUUCGGCGCGCCGGCGGGCAUUGCGCCUCCGGCUGAACACAUGACUCAUAGCAGCAGUGACAGCAGCAAGGUCACGGAGGCGGUAGGGGAUAAAGAAGACGCAGAAGGAGGUGUACAGAUAGGAGCAGCGCAGCGAGAAGAGAAUUUUGGCAUACCGUCCAUCACGGCGGCACCGAUAAUAGGCUCCGACGUUCUUCUAGACCCGCGACAGGCAUGCACGUCUUUUGUGCGCGCUGUAGUUCGGGACCGCAAGGUGGCCGCUGCCAUUAAAACGGCGAACAUCACCACUUCGUACAUCAGCAGCUCACUUGUGAUGGGACCGAGCAUUGGUGUAGAGGAAGAAGGCGCUGCUCCUUCUGCUGCUGCAUUGCCGAAGCGAGGACGAGAAGCCCAUGUUCAGCGAGCGAAGACCGCACAGAGGCGACCACGGACAGCGUCAUUCGAACCGUAG